ACGACGCUGCGCCUGAACGUACGACGGCUGAUCUGAACCGGAAUCGAGCGGCCAUAUCUUGAGCGCCUCGACUCGUGCAACAAACAAAUAAACAAAAACACAGUGUGCAACAAACAAAGCAGGCUAAUAAACUUCGGCGUGUGCCCACGAUAUUUAUCAUUAUCAGCGGUACUUAACCGUUGCCACUGCAACUUUUGAACCACAUAUUGAAUUGUCGUAGUACCGCGAUUUUGAAACUAGUUUGGAAAAGCCCUAUUUGGGAUUUUUGGCGCGUUGCGAUCGUCUCCAGUGCGUGGGUGAUAACUAUCUUUCAGAUACUCGUUAUUACUCAUAGAUACUUAUGGAUACUUUGAAUGAAGUGCUUGAUUGUGAUAAGAAUUAUAAAGUGGUACACAUAAGAAACAAAUGGGCCAAUAAGAAAGUGAUUCAAAAAUAAGAAUUCAAGAAAACCAACUCAACACUGAAGGAACAAACUACUUCGAUUUUGGCAGCUGCUUGAGAAUCCUAAAAUAUCGGAGUGGCCCAGGAUGCGAGCGGGUCAGUGACACGUGACAUGGCCGAGGGCUGCGAGGACUCCGCCGGUGCCGCUGAAUCCACGACGUCACAGUCACAGUACACAACGCUAGACAAGAUGCUCGGCACGGUGCUGCCAUGUGAGGCGGCCAUUGGGGCGACACCCGGCGGCAGCGGCAACAGCAGCGGCAGCAGCAGCAACAGCAGCAGCAACAUCGGCGGCAACACCAGCAACACGAGCAACAGCGGCAGCAACAUUGUGAAGCGCGAGUUCUGCGAUGGCAGUCUGAUGCCAGGCGCUGGGGCAAGUGUUAACAAUAACAAUGCCAAUGCCACCAACAACAAUAACAACAACAACAGCAGCAGCAACAACAACAACAACAAUAAUAUCAACAAUACCAAAAUGCAGGCAAUGAUAUGCAACAAGGGCAGCAGUGCGAACAACAGCAGCAGCUCCUCGUCCUCGUCGUCGUCCUGCUCCUCAUCCUCCUCCUCCUCGAGCUCGGCGACCAGCACAUUGACCAGCUGCACCACGGCCGCCGUGGUGCCCUCCAACUGCUCCACGAGUGCCAACAAGUCGCCGGUGUCGCCCUUCUCCCAGAGCCUCGGCAUGGCCAUCGGCAUCGGAGCGGGGGCGGGCAGCAGUCCGCUCCGGGAGGCCAGUCCGCUGCCCAGCAGCCGCUCGCCGCUGAACGCCAUCGCCACCGCCACCACCGCCGCCAAGUCGCCGUGCAGCGGAGCGGCGCCCGCUUCACCGCCGUCGGCCUCCUCCAACAGCUCCUCCCACGUCCUGGCGCUCAACAUUAAGACCGAGUCGGACUUUGACAAGGAGAUCAGCUGCCACAAGAUUCACUCGCCCAGCAGCAGCAGCCACGCCCACUCCCUGCACCACCACCAGCACCACCACCACCAUCCGCACCACAGCAGUCGGAGCAACAACAACGACGAUGAAAUGGAGAUCACGGACGGUCACGCCCUUCUCUCGCCCCCGCCCCCCUCGCACCUGCACUCGCACUCCCACUCGCCGUUCGACAGCAAGGAUCACGUCAAGGAGCUGGAGUUCUACAAGAACCUGGCGGCCAAGGCCGCCUCCCUGGCCAACCAGCACUCCUCGCCGCCCCUGCCCCUCCCACUGCCCCUCCCGCUGCCCAUGCAGAUCGACGGCGAGGAGGAGGAUAACGAGGGAGAGGUGGAGGGGGAGGGCGAGGCGGAGGAUCAGGCGAACGAGGUCCUGCGGCUGCGACGGGAGGAGCAGGCUCAGGCCAAGGCGUUCGCGGCCCAUCUGAACGGAACUAUGCAAGACAUGAUAAAUUUGCAAAAAUUACAAAAUUUGGCCACGCUACAACAGCAGCAGCAGCAGCAACAUCCGCAUCCGCAUUCGCAUCCGCAUCAUGGGCACCAGCACCACCACCAUCAUCCUGCGACGGCCGCUGCACUGGCAAGUCUUCAAGGAUUAGCCGCCUCCGUGUUCAAUUCGCCGUUGAAUUUGAGCGUGGGCGGUGAGCCAGCCGCAACCACAGCGGCAGCAGCAGCAGCAGCAGCGGCAGCGGCGGCAGCCACCCCCUCCUCCCCCUCGCACAAUGGUGGCAAGAGCAAGACGGCCAAGGGCGGCAGUUCCGGCAACAACUCCGGCGGAUCCGCCUCCAACUCCGGCUCGAGCUCCGCCCAACAGCAGCAGCAGCAGCAGCCGGAUAAUCCCAGCAGCAGCAGCUCCCCGCACCACCCCCUCAGCGCCUCCUCGCUGGCCAAUGUCCUUGCCGCGGCCACCGCCUCGCCCCCGCCCACCCUGCAGGCUCCGCCGGCGAGCGCCCAGAUGCCGCAGCUGAUUCUCGCCUCCGGACAACUGGUGCAGGGGGUGCAGGGCGCCCAGCUGCUCAUCCCCACGGCCCAAGGCAUUGCCGUUCAGACCAUCCUGACCAUUCCUGUAAGUCCGCAGAUUCCCACCUCGGAGCAGUUUCUCCCCAACGCUUUCGGCGCCUUUGCGAGUUACCAGCAGCAACAACAACAACAACAGCAGCAUCGUGAGCAGCAACGGGACCUGUUGCCGCCUUCUCUGGCCGCUCUUCAACAUGCGACCGCCCUGCCCCAAUUGGCCCAAACACCCACGAAUUUACUGAAACCCAAUCUCUUCUCCACCGGAGUGCAACAGCUGCUAACGGCUCUGCAUCCGGAGCUCUUUGCCGCCGCAGCAGCAACACACCAGCAGCAACAGCAGCAGCAACAGCAACAGCAGCAGCAAGUGCAGCAACACCAGCGAGAAAGGGAGAGAGAAAGAGAAAGGGAGAGGGAGAGGGAGCGAGAGAGGGAGCAACACCUGGGCAUCGGACACCUGCCGCACUCCCACUUGGCGGCCGAUCUGCGACGCUCGGCAGAGAGAUCUCCAACGGCGGGAUCGCCGACGGGCGAUCCCGGACUUCCAGCCAAGGGACCACCACCCCCGCCACCCGGAGCCGCCUUCCUGCUGCAGCAGCAGCUGCACAUCAAGCCGGAGACGCAGACGCACCUGCACCACCACCUGCAGCCGCAAUCCGCAUCGGCGGUGUCCUCCUCGCUGCCGCAGAUCAGCUUGCGGCAUCCGGACGAGCUGACCGCUCCGCAGAUGGAGCUCAAGCCGCUGGAGCUGAGUGCCAGCAACUCGCCGCCGGCGCCACCGCCACGCCACCACUUCGGGCACAGCCUGCGCGGAUCCUCGACGGUCUCGCCCAAGCACAGUCCGCAGGGCAGGAUGGGCGGCAGCUCCGGUCCGCCGGCCACCGGAAUGAAUCUCAGCCAGCACCACGAGCGGCUGGAGCGGUUGGAGCGGCAGGAGCGGCACGAGAGGCGCUCGCACACGCCCACGGCGACGGCCACCAGAGCGAGCGUUUCAUCCAGUUCGGGAGGAGGUCACCUGGCCACCGGGAGACUUUCCCCUCCCAGUUCCGCCCCCUCGAGCUCGGCGGCCAACAGCAUCAGCGACAGAGGCUACACUUCCCCGCUGUUCCGCACCCACUCGCCCCAAGGACACGCCCUCUCCUUGGGGGGUUCGCCGCGUCUGGAGCGGGAUUACCUGGGCAACGGCCCGAGUUCCGGAGCGGCCACCUCCACGAGCAGUUGCGGAGCGCCGGCGGCAGCGGGAUCCAGUGCCACAGCCAACGUACUUAGCAGCAUCAACAGACUCAAUGCAUCCAACGGCGAGCUGACCAUCACGAAAUCCUUGGGAGCUCCUACGGCCACAGCCACGAGGGCCUCGUCCGCCUCGCCACGGGAGGACUCCCCGGGUCCGGGUCCCUCCACCUCGAGUGUCUCCCACAUGCAGCCCCUCAAGCUGAGUCCUUCUUCGCGGAGCGAGCCUCCUCACAUGUCGCCCAAUGGGAACGACAACGACAACGACCUGCUCAUGGAUUCUCCGAAUGAACCCACCAUCAACCAGGCCACCACCAAUGUGGUGGACGGCAUCGACCUGGACGAGAUUAAGGAGUUCGCCAAGGCGUUCAAGUUGAGGCGUCUCUCCCUGGGACUCACCCAAACCCAGGUGGGCCAGGCCUUGUCGGUGACCGAAGGACCCGCCUACAGCCAGAGCGCCAUUUGCAGCAGUGCACUCGCUGCGCAGAUGUACGCCGCUCAACUAUCGACGCAGCAGCAGAACAUGUUCGAGAAGCUGGACAUCACACCAAAGAGCGCACAGAAGAUCAAGCCUGUGCUGGAGCGCUGGAUGAAGGAGGCCGAAGAGAGCCACUGGAACCGCUACAAGUCGGGACAGAACCAUCUUACCGACUACAUUGGAGUGGAGCCCUCGAAGAAGAGGAAGCGCCGCACAUCCUUCACACCGCAGGCUCUGGAGCUGCUGAACGCGCACUUCGAGCGGAACACGCAUCCUUCGGGCACAGAAAUCACAGGACUGGCCCACCAGCUGGGAUACGAGCGCGAAGUGAUCAGGAUCUGGUUCUGCAACAAGCGGCAGGCGCUCAAGAACACCGUUCGCAUGAUGUCCAAGGGAAUGGUCUAGGGUCAGGGACCCGUGUAAAUAGCUGGCCCGUGUAUAUAGCUAGGUGUCUAAGUGUGAGUGUGCUGGUCGAAUAUGUCUGUGUGUGUGUGCGAGAGUGUAUUACAGUGUGAUAGUUGUACAACACCCUAGAGUUUAGCAGUUAGGCCAUGUGAAGUAAUACUGUGUGUCAUAGCAUUUACAAAGGACAUCGGCUUACGCAAGCGAACCACAACCCGAAACCCAAGAACCCAAUCCAAUUGAAUAUCUAGCCAUUUAAGUAACUACUUAACACUUAUCAUAUCCCAAAUAGCCUAAAAGUAGUCUAAAGUCCCCAAGGCAGACUUGUGCAGUUUUAGGCCAAAUUUUAUCACAUUGAUGUGCCAUUCCAAAAAGAAAACGAAAACGAAAACAAAAACGAAUCCAGUUCAUACCACGUAUCAAAUUACAUACUAAAUGUUUAAAACCAUUUAAACCAAAACUGCAUUAAAUCUAUAUACGAGUCUAAGUUCUGUAGAGCUGGUAAGCGUCGAGUAAAAUAUUUGCAUUUAAUGCGUUGGCUAAACUUGUAUACUGAAUUCAACAAUUUAUAAAACAAAUUAUAACCCUAGCAGUUAGCCAGUUCAGACUCGAAAACUAAGAAAAUUCUAUACGGUAGCACUCAAAAUGAACAAAAACCAGCUAUAAAGACAGCAAGUGUUUAGGAUAAGCAACAUUAUGUAGCAAUUUAACAAAUUAUGAUUGAAAAGAAACGAAAAAAUAUUUAAACUACGAAAUUUAAAUGGUACAUAGCAAGAAAACAGCUACAACUGAACAAAUAUUUAAAUGAUUGUAAUAAAAAACUAUUUAAAAAA
Drosophila ficusphila is the source of this 5328-nucleotide messenger RNA. RefSeq names its product hormone receptor 4 (gene pdm3). The record is from RefSeq and is a predicted model, not a curated record. NCBI's taxonomy places the organism in Eukaryota, Metazoa, Arthropoda, Insecta, Diptera, Drosophilidae. The transcript has 11 exons. Bases 554 to 4498 code for a protein of 1314 amino acids. Gene Ontology annotation, molecular function: DNA-binding transcription factor activity, RNA polymerase II-specific; RNA polymerase II cis-regulatory region sequence-specific DNA binding. Gene Ontology annotation, biological process: regulation of transcription by RNA polymerase II.